GGCAGAGAUUGCACUUCCGGUUGCGCUUUGCGAACUUUCGGGUUCUUUGCAGUUGUUGGAACAGGAUACCCGCUCAACUUUAAGGCACAUUUUACUGAUAAAAUCAGUUCAAAAUGGAUGAUGAUGAAAGGGUAGAGCUCGAGGCUGAUAUUGAAAAAAUCCAUCACACACUUGAAGCGGACAGGAGUCGGUGGCAAUUUGAUGAUUACGAUGACAGUGAUGAAGAUUCUGAUGAUGAGGAUAAUUUGUGCAUAGACUUGGAGACACAACCCUCAGCUUCAGUUUCUGUAGCGUCUGUAUCAGCACGGAGUGGCGGUGGCCGGACAACACCAAGUGCUCAGAGUUUAGUCUCUCGGCAGACAGUAGAGUCUGAGACAGCAGAUCAAGAUGAGGAUGCAGAAAAUUUAUUUCGAGAAGUAGGAGUAGUUAUUGACCAGGCCAGUGUGACUCCUGACCUGCCUGCAUCCAUCAGUUCUUGUCUGGCUUUAAACCGUGCAUACCAGGAUCUCAUCAGUGAACACAUCGACCAAAUAGAGCUUGCUUUGGCUGAAAACAGAGAAGCCCAGAGAGUGCUUCAAGAAGAAACCAGUGACAGCUCAAAACAGUUACCAACAAAGAAAAGAUUUCUAUAUUCUAUGGCUCCACCCUAUUUCAAACAGGGCCAAAGCUCGUGUCCCAGGACAAAUGAAGAUGUCGUCCAAAAGCAGAUAACAAAGGAACCCAAUCUGGAUAUGAGGCCAGACAUGCCAUGGAAUCAGCGAAUGAGAAGCCUGUUGAAAGAUGCAGUAAAAGAUGAUGCAUUGGAAAAACUACUGCAGCCACUUUUAAGCAGGCAAGAGCUUGAAGAAGAGAAGCUUCAAGAUGUUGAAGAAAAUAGCAACCAGUGGAAUUCAAUUCGCAAGAAAAUCGCCGACAUUGAAAAAGAGAUAGAAAAAAAGAAGGACACAUCUGAAGAACAGCUGCUAAGAGAUGUUGAUGUGGAAAGGGUGGACUGGAUGAAGAUUUCAAACCUCACAUUUAAUGGCAAACGAGACUGGAAGUCGUGCAAGCGUGCAUGGCUGCAUUUGGUUGACCCAAAGAUUAACCAUGAACCCCUGCAGCCCUCAGAAGAGAAGCGCUUACAGGAACUGGCGAAAGAGACAAAUGGUAGCAAUUGGGUUUACAUUGCUCAGCAGCUUGGGACAGGGCGAACAGCAUUCCAAUGUCUGCAGCAUUAUCAACAGAACCUCAACAGACAAAUGCUUCACAGGCCCUGGACUGAGAAGGAAGACAAACGCUUGCUGAAAGUUGUGGAGAAGUGUCAGCAGUGUCACUUUAACUGGCAUCGAGUUUCACAGUACAUGGAUGGUCGUAGUCACACUCAGUGCUACAAGCGAUUUUGUAAGAUUGACCCAAACAAGAACACUGGCCACUGGACAGAGACUGAAGAUGCACAAUUGAUUGCUGCAGUCAAACUUCUGGGAACCAAUAACUGGGUCAAAAUUCAGGAUCUGGUGCCAAGUCGUUCCAAAGAACAAUGUCGUGAAAGAUACAUAAACAGCUUGGAUCCUAACCUGUCAAGACAUGCCUGGACAUAUGAAGAGGACAAGAAGCUUUUAAUGCUGGAGCAGAAAUAUGGCAAAGGAAACUGGGUUAAGAUGUGCAAAGAGAUGCCAGGUCGCACAGAUAAUCAACUUCUUCACCGAUUUAGGAGACUCGAAGAUUGGGCUCAGAAAGCAAAGUGGUUCCAGACCCAGCCUCAAAUGACAAAAGACCUACUGCUGGGCAAGAAUAUGCCUGCUGACAAGAAGAAUGCUGCAUACAGGGCUAACUGGGAGCAGUUCUUUAAAGUGUUUGCUGUGCUCGAAGAAGACUAUGCUAAGCAGGAGGCAGACAGAGAGAAAGGGGAUGUUGUAGUUCCACGCCCACCAUUCCUUCUGGGGCUAGCUUCCAAGGGUGCUCAGAAGAUAUGGGAGCGCCGGAUGCAGCUUCAUAGACUAGUUGAAACUCAUAUGGAAAAACUACGUGAGAAGUUGCAGGACUGUGGUUCAGAGACCUCCUCGCUUCAGGAUGCAAUUAUGAGCCUGUCACACGAUGUGGCCAAUGCCAGAGAGCUUGAGCAACUGCAAAGAGAAGGAGUAGCUGAGCUUCUACCUCGGCAGCCAACAAGUGUGUAUGUCCGGGACCUGUUAGCUAUAUCUCGUGGGCUCAUGCCACCCACAAUGCAUGGCACCAAGACCCGCAGUGAGCCAUCCAUGAAGAAAGAGAAGGUGCCUCGUAAGGAGAUUGAUCGAGUAAAGUUUAAAAAAUCAUGUGCAUUGAGGACAGAACUGCGGCGAGUGAUGAGGACAAACCUAAGAGAACCCUUGAUCAAGCCUGGGAGGCCCCGCAAAUUCUUCUGGCGACAGAACAGGGAGCAGACACUUUCUUCAAAGGAACUUGAGCCAAUCAGAGCAAAUGCCCUCAACCUUUACCUUAAGUCUCUAGGUGCUGAUGCAAGUGUGCUACUGGCAGAAGGAAGGAAGAGCUUUCCAGAGCUUGCACCCAGAUAUGAGGCAGAGGCAGCAGCUGCAGCAACAGCCAUGACGGAUGAUGAGGAUGAUGAAGAAAAGGAUGAGUCAGAUGAAGAAGAAAAAUUGCAGCUGGAGGAGAUGGAUGGUAGCCAGACCGUGCGCCGUAGCAAAAGGGCUCGCAAGUCUAAAGUGUUUGAGGAUCUCACCCAGCCAGAGCCCAUCAUGAUGGAAUGUGAAGAUCCAGAAAUGAAGAAGAAGCUGAAAGAUUAUGAAACGCUGGAGUGGAUGUGCAAGGUUCUGCGCAUUCCAGCCGCACACACCACUUCUGCUCAGGGCAUUACUAAUACCAAGAUGGACGGAACACAGGCUGGUGAAAGAGGUCAAGACAAUGAGUCACAUGAUAACGUUUGGGCUGGUGAGAACCUCAAGAGUGCUGCAUCUAGAGAUGCAGAAACUCAGCUGACAGUGCCCCAGUCUCAUGAGGGGGCUGAAACCAGAAGGGGCAAUAAGGUUAUGCAGGCAAUCCAGGUCAGUGGUGUAGCGUCAACGCAAGACGUACCAGCAUCAUGCAAAGAGAGGACUUCACCCCUGCUGAACAGUACACUGUCAUACUCACUGCCUCCUCUGCCUCCAACAAACACAACACUGCAGAGCUUUAAAUUGCUGCUCCUUAAGCGCAAUGACUUGAUUCAAAGGGCAGGCUACUACUAUGACCUGUUGCACUAUAAGACACGCAAGGAUGCACAGCUGGCGCAGCUAAUCCGAUCAGGCAAGCACCUGGAGGUGCUGAACAAGCGAUCAGAGGACCUGUCCAAGGUGAUGAGCAAAAUCAGCCAGGAGACGGCACAUAAUAGACAGGGGAAAAAACGCAAGCUGUCUGGCCUGAGUGCCAACGAAAACAUUGCCCUUGAAAUGGAAGACCCCAGGAUUGUGCAAAACUUACGUAAGACGGAUGCGUAUCGUUUGCUUCAGGCUCGCUUUCAGGCAGCAUUUUUGUGGCCAGUCAUUCUAUCAGCCAUUUACCCACCCUUUCAGCGACAGGACUUUACUGAGAAAGCAGAGCUUGGGGAGAGACAGGGCGCAUUUGCAGACCCAGAGGUUGUCGAGACCACAUGGAAGCACAUGAGAAAUAGACCAGCAAUGCUGAAAUCUAAGCAGUUUUACAAAUUUUCUACCAAGACUAAAAUGGAGAAGAAAACCAUAAUGAGUAGACGUCACAAGAAAAGCAUUCUGAAACAAGUCAGAGCACUAAUGGUUGACGAGAAUGACCCUAACCCUGUGGUUACCAUGGAGAAUGACUCUGAUGAUCAGGUGACAGAAAAUGAUUCAGUCCCCAUCAGCACCACCACCCCAGGUACCAGUCAGCAGGAUGGGGCAGAUUUUGGGGGAUUGAAUCCCAGCAAAAGUGUCACUGAAUCUGGAUCUGAAACUGUUGCACAAAAGGCUAAACGUCCCAAAAAAUCUGCAUCUUGUAAUCAAAUGCAACCAGUUAGGAAAUCACAGCGAUGCAUCCAGCGAGUGACUUAUGAGGAUCGGCUGAACAAGAAAAGAAGCAAAGACAAGUUGCAGCAGGCCAUGUGUGCAGAUAUGAACACUGAACCAGCAGAAAAACAACAUAGACUUCGAAGAAGUCGAUGUUUUCGUCAGUUUUUAAUUGAUGCCAUGGUGAGGGCAAAAGAACAGCAAGAGACAGAAACCAGUAAGAACGCUUGGACCACAAACAGCUAUGAGUCUGAUUCAGAUGAUGACCUCCCCAGAGAGGAUGGACAGUCGCUGAACUGGCUGGCUAAUCUCCCUGCAGCACAGAAAGAUAGCAUCAUUGAGCUGGAGAAGGCAACUGCUGUGGUGGAGCAGACAUCUGCUGCACUACCAUCUCACCCAGUAGAUCUUGUGACAAACACUGCAGGCCCUGCUAGAAAGCUGAUCUCUCAGAAUUCUGCAACUGCUCAUGCAAAAGCAAAGCAAAACAAAGCAAUGGACCCUUAGAUGUUCUUGAUGAGUUUGUUAACCCAAAGAAAAACAGGUCAUUCCAGCAUGCCAUUCAGCGUCUUUAAUGUAUGAAACUUCCUGGCCAACAUGUGUGAUAGUUCCAUGGCAAUCCUACUGAAUCUGGUGUUCAAGACACCAUGAAUACUUGGCAGACCAUCUGGUUGGAACAUCUCUCAUAAAUAAGAGAUGGAUACUGCUGCAGCUAGUAAUUUUCUUAAUGGACACAGAAGACUUUUUUUUAGUGACUUUCCUCCAUGGGAUCUGCUCCUGAUGAUUGAUAUUCUAUGUUGUUUUCACAGAAAACUUUUUAGUAGAAAAACCACUCAGCAGGACAGACAAAAUUCCUGAUUUAUGCAGUCAGUUAUGUUUAUUUUUAUAACUCCAAGAAUGGCUAGUCUGUACAUUGUGGUCUAGCAUAGUCAUAAAUUUUGUUCCUGAAUUAAUAUGAUGGUUAAAAUCAAACAUGAAUCCUUGAACUUAAUGAAACAUAAUCUUGGAUGUAAUUAUGUAGAAAAGGAAAUUGUUGCGGUAUCCCAAAAUUCAGAGUUUUUUUCUGGACAUGUGACUGUAAAUUACAAUAUCUGCUUGCCUCGGUCACUUUCUAUGUUGAGAUAUUGUAGAAAUUAUAGACACAUUACAAUAUUUGAUUGUUUGAGCUUUAAUGCAUUGUCUUUUGAGUAACUGUGCUAAAUAUUUUGGCUAUUGCUGAGUCAGGCUAGAAGUGUUUAAAUUCAUGUUUUCUUUGUCUCUAAGCUAGCAUAUAGUUACAAAGAGGUGGAGGAGGCAGGGUGGGAGAGGGGAGGCCUGCUUCUCGACCUUAGAAAGGUCAGGGUUAAUUUUCCAUUGCCUUACACUUUGUUCUAUGGUUGAAAGCUUUUUACUUCAUUAGUUUGCCAGGUGUAAUGAACUGUGCUUGUAUUGAAGUGAAUUAAAGGGACAAGAAAAAGUGGUGAUAUCAACUUUAUAGAUUAUCUCUAAUUGUUAAAAAGAACCUCAAAAUAACAAACCAAAAAAAAAAACAACUUAAAAACAUUAUCUUGGAGUUGGAAGUUCACGUCUUCCUCAUAAUUUUGAGAUAUAAAACAUGAGUGCACGUUGUUUUGGAAUAAAGAUAAUUUUUCAAUAAAUAUCAUUUUCCACUUG
Molecule: messenger RNA, 5624 nt
Organism: Pomacea canaliculata
Lineage: Eukaryota; Metazoa; Mollusca; Gastropoda; Architaenioglossa; Ampullariidae
Exons: 23
Coding region: 114-4478 (1454 amino acids)
Source: RefSeq, a predicted model, not a curated record